UUUCUACAAUUGAUAUUCUUAAAAUCUAACCGCUGACCUUAUGCCUUAACCUUGAAUUAACACAAAAAAUUGUAGCCAAUUUUGACCUCGUAACUGUGGAAUCUGAUGAGAUCUAGCUAGCUAAAUCUUCUGGCUUGAAACAGUUCAGGGAUAACAAAUAAUGGCGACGCUUCUGGGGUUGGAGUCCCCUUGGACUGGAGGGAAACGAAGUGUUCGUAAUGGAAAUAUUACUGCAAAGAUCAGACAUAGUCAGAUCGUUGGCCGGGGUUUCAGCCGAGGGACACAGCUCCCAGAAGCUCUUCUCCAGGAGAGGGAUAAGCAGGCCAAAUGGCACAGUAUCCCCGAGCUGCUGCAGAAGCUCCAUGAAAGCAGCCAUCCCAACAGUGACCUCUCCCACACACACAGUGUACUAAAGGAACUAUCAUCCCUACUUUCCAUGGAGGCGAUGUCUUUUGUCACAGAAGACAGGAAGAGUGCUCAGGAAUCAACCUUUCCCAUCACAUACACCUUUGACCUCUUUGGUGGAGUCGAUCUGCUUGUAGAGAUCUUGAUGAGGCCUACACUCACUAUGCAAAAGAAGAAACCUAAAAUGAAUGAUGACUUGGUCAAUGACUGCCUUAGUGUUCUUUACAACUGCUGCAUAUGUACGGAAGGGGUAACAAAGAGCCUUGCAGCCAGAGACUACUUUGUCCUGUUUCUCUUUAGCUUGAUGACGAACAAGAAGACUUUUCUACAGACUGCCACUUUAAUCGAGGAUAUUCUCGGAAUCAAGAAGGCGAUGAUCCAGUUGGAAGGGAUUGCUAACCUGUCUGGUCUGGUUCAGAGCUUUGACCAGCAGCAGCUGGCUAACUUCUGCCGCAUCCUCUCUGUCACAGUCUCAGAACCCGACGUGGGGAAUGAUGACAAACACACCCUGCUGGCCAAGAACGCCCAGCAGAAAAAAGACUCUAGCCUCUCACGUGCAGAGGUCAACCAAGUGACCCUCCUAAACAUCCCGGGCUUCAUCGAGCGCCUGUGUAAGCUGGCCACCAGAAAGGUGUCUGAGGCCACGGGGGCGUCUAACUUCCUGCAGGAGCUGGAGGACUGGUACACGUGGCUUGACAACGCCUUGGUGCUGGACGCCCUCAUGCAGAUGGCCACGGAGGAGGCUGAGCACACCAGCACAGAGUCGUCAGACGAGAAUUCGUUGGCCACCAGUCCUCUCAGGCACCGCUUGCCCCAGUCCAUGAAGAUUGUCCAUGAGAUCAUGUACAAGGUGGAGGUGCUGUACGUGCUCUGUGUGCUGCUUAUGGGUAGUCAUAGGAACCAGGUACACAAGAUGCUAGCAGAGUUCCAUCUGAUCCCAGGUCUCAACAACUUGUUUGACAAGCUAAUCUGGAGGAAGUACACCUUAUCCAAUCAUGUGGUGCAUGGCCAGAAUGAGAACUGUGAUUGCAGUCCUGAAAUAUCCUUCAAGAUCCAGUUUCUGAGGCUUCUCCAGAGCUUCAGCGAACACCAUGAGAACAAGUACCUGCUUCUAAACAGUCAGGAGCUGAACGAGCUGAGUGCCAUCUCUCUGAAGGCCAACAUACCUGAGGUGGAGGCGUUAGUCAAUACAGACAGGAGUCUAGUUUGUGAUGGGAAGAAAGGUCUCCUCACUCGUCUCCUCACUGUCAUGAAGAAGGAGCCUCCAGACUCCUCCUUCAGGUUCUGGCAGGCCAGAGCAGUGGAGAGUUUCCUUCGUGGAGCCACCUCCUAUGCAGACCAGAUGUUUCUGCUGAAGAGGGGGCUGCUAGAAAACAUGCUGUUCGGCAUCAUAGACAGUGGCUGUAAGUCCAAAGAUGUCCUGCAGAGCUACUUUGACCUCCUGGGGGAACUCAUGAAGUUCAACAUCGACGCCUUCAAGAGGUUCAACAUAUACGUCAGCACAGAUAACAAGUUCCAGACUUUCAUGAGCCAGAUCAACAGUUCCCUGGUAGACUCCAACAUGCUGGUGCGCUGCAUCAUUCUCUCCCUGGACCGCUUCGAGACCCAGACAGAGGACAGAAAAGUGGUGGAGGUGCUGUCUGAAUGCUGUCUGCUGUCCUACUUGGCCCGGGUGGAGAACAGACUAUCUUUCCUCUUCAGGCUGGUCAACAUCAUCAACGUGCAGACUCUCACACAGAGCUCCUGCAUCCCCUUCAGCUACUGGAAUGAGACCGUGUCAGUGCUGCUGGGCUCAGACAGGACUUCUCUGUGUGUCAUAGCCAGCUACAUAGAUGAGCCCUUCAUGGACCUGGACAGGGACCUGCUAGAGUGUUAACCCUAGGAGAGUUUGGGCUGGGCUUGUGGGGGGUUGCUGGAGUGUGGACACCUAUCAUGGUUGAUGACCUCGCCAAAGAGCAUAGCCAGAUCAAGGGUCACCCAGCGACCUGGAAGUGCUAUGUGACUGCGGCAGGACACCAACUCGCUGCUAUGCUGUCUGUAACUUGGCCAGGGGGCCAUUACUGAAGAUGAGGGAGGAUUCUACGAUGCUGGGCAUCUUCACUCCUCGCUCCUUUUCUCUUUGUAGGAGAAGAAGAGAGACUGCACCUGUCUCUGUCCCAGACCCCACAGUAAAGAAAUAUACAUUUAUUGGACCUUGAAAUACUCCUUUGUUGGUGGUUUGCGUUAGGUAAAAUCAAAUGAAGCCUUUUAUAUAUUACAUAAAUAUAUGGGGAAAUCUAUUUGUAUGAUGCAGCAAAAUAGAUAUAUACAGUACCAGUCAGAAGUUUGGACACACCUACUCAUUCAAGG
Molecule: messenger RNA, 2754 nt
Organism: Salvelinus namaycush (lake trout)
Lineage: Eukaryota; Metazoa; Chordata; Actinopteri; Salmoniformes; Salmonidae
Product: short transient receptor potential channel 4-associated protein-like
Exons: 16
Coding region: 161-2281 (706 amino acids)
Biological process (GO): ubiquitin-dependent protein catabolic process
Cellular component (GO): Cul4A-RING E3 ubiquitin ligase complex
Molecular function (GO): phosphatase binding
Source: RefSeq, a predicted model, not a curated record